Messenger RNA from Rhincodon typus (whale shark), 1959 nucleotides. RefSeq lists its product as uncharacterized. The record is from RefSeq and is a predicted model, not a curated record. Gene Ontology annotation, biological process: response to bacterium. The transcript is spliced from 5 exons. NCBI's taxonomy places the organism in Eukaryota, Metazoa, Chordata, Chondrichthyes, Orectolobiformes, Rhincodontidae. The coding region runs from base 95 to 919 and encodes 274 amino acids.
CCAGCCCUCUACCAAGAUGAAGAGGAGGGACCCAGUGUCUCUGCUGUCCCCAAUGAGCCUUCAUACCGACGUCCUCCGGUAGCACCUUGUUAACAUGAACCUCCUGGCAUUGUUAUGGAUAUAUAUGUUCAAUUACUGUCCAGGUUGGGCUCUGGGGGCUACUGAAGGGGUUCGGGUUGUACAGACUCCAAGAACUCUCCUGGUGACUGAAGGAGGGACAGCGAACCUGACCUGUUACUAUUCCCCUGAAGGAGUUGAGGACUAUGCAAUCAAUUGGUUUCAUCAAUCAAACAACCAAAGUAAUCAGGACGAAGCAAUUGUUUAUAUGGACAAGCUCAUGGCAAAUCAGUCAAUCCGACUGGUCCAUACAUUAGACCGGGAACGAAAUAUAUCCCAGUUAUCAAUAAGCGACCUUCAGCUAGGAGACGGCGGCACGUAUUAUUGUGAAUUCCUGGCUUUGAGUCAACCUUUUAUUAAAGUGUUGUGGGGGAAUGGAAGCAGAUUGACAGUGACGGAACGCGAUCGAUACAAAAAUCCGUUCCUUUACCAAUUGCUGUGUAUACCGCUGAUUUUAUGCGUUAUCUUCCUCGCUGUGGUAUUCAACAAGAAAAUGAAACAGAAGGAAAAAGUUGAAUACAGUUCCCCGCCUACCCGGACUAUCCCAGAGGACACUUCAAGGUCAGGUACAACAAUAUAUGCGACCUUGUUUUCUGCAAGAAAUGGAGAAGACCCGCAGGAUCUGGAGGUCGUUAAUUCUGAUCUGUUUGUGGAAAGGAAAGCGACCAAUGUCUCAACAGGCGAGGUGGAGUAUUCAACGGUGAACAGCCGCAAACCAGAAGGCAAGACAGAAAGCGGACACGAAGAGCAAAUGGUUUACUCCCAGCUGCAGUUUAAACAGAGCGAAGCUCAGAUGCGGUAGAGUGCAGCUUACAGUCCUUUAAAAUGUUCUGACCAAACGUUAAUGUUGGAAGAAAGCUGCAGAUCUAAACUAAAGUCAGGAAAUGCUGAGAGCGUUUUGUAGAUUAGGCAGCUUUCAGGAAGAGAAAAACCUCGUGCGGCAGCAUCAUUCUUCCUGGCAUUUGGGAUAUUUUCUAACCAACCUGUUCACAGAUGUUAUUGCACACCUUUGGAGCAGGUGGGAUUUGAACCCGGGCCCCCUGGUUCAGAAGUAGGGGUGUUACCACUGCGCCGCAAAAAUCCGCAUUACUGUCUAAUCACUCCCGGAAUCCUCAUUGUCAUAUAAGCUCAUUUUUGUUGUCUUAUCGCCAUCUUUCCCAUCUCCACAACUUCUGCCUGACCCUGUCACACUUUCCAACAUUUUCUGUUCAAAUUAGCACAAGAUCUGCGCUAGCAUCUAACUGUAAAAUGGGAACUAUUUGCUCCUGUUGUGUUUUGGUCAUUCUGCAAACUGAUCUUGUAAUCACAUGUUUCAUGAAUCAGAUGUAUAACGGGAGAUGCCGAUUCGGACGUUUAGUGAGGAGGGAGAUAAUGGCUUGUUGUAAACUGGAGGCACUUGUUUAAACUAAUCUGACAUAGGUGCUCAUGUGCAGUUAUAAACGUGAAAGAUGCUGUCAGUGGUCCCAUGUUGCCGCAGGACAGGCAGUAAAGUAUUGAGGUUCUCCAGAAAGCAUUCCAUUAGAAAUCAUUGAAAUAAUGAUUUAUUGUUAUUCUCUCAGUCCCGACUGAGGCUACCGUGGAGGACUCUUUUCAACCUCUCUCCUUGCCUGAGGCUUGUUGACACUCAUGUUUAACCAUCACUAGUCGUCUCUCUCCAAUAAGAGUGCAGCUGUAUGGACCCGCAGGACUAUGGCUACUUUACCCUACUUUUCUCAGUAGUAGAACUUGUAGUGUAGUAAAACUUCAAAAUCUUUUUUCGAAUUAAGUGUAAGUGGAUUUUAACAGCACAGUAACUUGAUAAUUAUCUAAAAAGAAAAGCCCACUGAAGCUGCAAAAGCAAGU